This is a messenger RNA of Solanum pennellii, 1154 nucleotides long. RefSeq names its product RING-H2 finger protein ATL8-like. NCBI's taxonomy places the organism in Eukaryota, Viridiplantae, Streptophyta, Magnoliopsida, Solanales, Solanaceae. The record is from RefSeq and is a predicted model, not a curated record. The coding region runs from base 164 to 700 and encodes 178 amino acids. The transcript has a single exon.
UUUAACUAUUUAAGUCUUAUAUGAUUUUGGACAAUACUCACCGUAUCUAACUAACUUUUAGUUUCAAACAGUCCAACUACUCCACAUAUAUAAAGACAUUUCAACCUUUUUUAUGAAAUUGAAAACCCUAACACCUCAAUUAUUACUAUCUCUUUUCUAAAUUAUGACUCGCCGGUUUAGAUUUCUGCUAACUUCUAACUCCUCCUCCACUUCGCCGGCGGCGGAAGAAGCGGAGCCACCGUCAGCCACGGCAGCGGAGUCCGACUUCAUUGUUAUACUUGCUGCUUUACUCUGUGCAGUAAUCUGUGUUUCUGGACUCAUCGUAGUAGCUCGUUGUACUUGGCUCCGGCGGGACCCGCCGGAAAAUCCACCGCCGGUGAAGAAUAAAGGAUUGAAGAAGAAAGUUCUCAAGUAUUUGCCGAAAUUCAAGUAUGAUCCGUCGAGCGGUGAGCUGCCGUUUGCGGCGGAGUGCGCGAUUUGUCUGGUGGAGUACGUAGAGGGAGAUGAAAUUCGAGUAUUGCCGAAUUGUGGCCAUCGGUUUCACCUCCAGUGUGUGGACACGUGGCUUUUGACGAACUCGUCGUGCCCUUCCUGCCGGCAGAUUCUCGUAGUUGCUCGUGCUCGGUGCCGGAAGUGCGGCGAAGUUCCUGCAAUUUCCGGCGAAUCCUCCGACGGAGGUCAAAUUUUAACGCCGGUGUAGUCUACAACUUACGGUAAACGAGGUUAAUAUGAAAAAGUCGCCGGCCGGAGCAUCGUGGUAAGUGUAAAUUGGUAACGGUGUUGUUGUUUUCCGGUGAUGGAAAUGGGCCCCGCAUGAGGUCGAGGGAUAAGGCAUACUUUCCUUGUGAUUAUGAUGGGAGUGUUAGAAAGUGACAAAAAUGAAAUUAUGGCUGUUGGAGGGGAACGAAGAAUAUUGAGUUUUUUUUUUUUUCUAAUUUAGAAAAAAAAAAUCAUUUUCAUUUUUGUUUAUGUAUCUAUUUUUUUUUUUAUUUUAGUAUAAAAUGAAAAUGACUAAAAAAAAUAUUUUUUAGUCUAAUGUUGCUGAUUCGAUAAAUAUUUGCGAUCUUCAAUAAUAGUUAUUAGAGGAUGAUGUUGUAUAUAAGUCUAGUGGAAUGACUUAUAAUACGCGAUAUAAAAUUUACUAAAUAAAUAAG